Molecule: messenger RNA, 1332 nt
Organism: Alnus glutinosa
Lineage: Eukaryota; Viridiplantae; Streptophyta; Magnoliopsida; Fagales; Betulaceae
Product: peptidyl-prolyl cis-trans isomerase CYP21-4
Exons: 8
Coding region: 167-880 (237 amino acids)
Biological process (GO): protein peptidyl-prolyl isomerization
Molecular function (GO): peptidyl-prolyl cis-trans isomerase activity
Source: RefSeq, a predicted model, not a curated record
AACGACGACGGUUUCCCUUUUGGCUAGUUGUAAACGUAGAGAUCGAAUCCGAACUGCGAAGAUCCCAAGUGCGAACAACGGAGAGAGAUUCGCGUCAACGAAGAGUUUGCGAAAGUUGUGGGAAUUGCCGAAUUGGUUGCACUUUGGAGCUGAAACUUGACAGUAAAUGGCGAGGAUCAAACCUCAAGCUCUGCUACAGCAAAGCAAAAAGAAGAAGGGGCCGACUCGGAUAAGUGUCACCACUAUCAUACUGUGCAAUUUGAUUGUUGUGUUGAUUGUGUUUUUCCUGUUUGCUACAUACAGACAUUGGUCUCAAAGGUCAAGGCUUCAAACAGAUAGCCGCUUGACUGGCGUAUCAUUUUCUGAGGAUGAGGAUGCUUUUGUGGAUCCAAAGAAAUCCGAUGUCCCUGGAUAUGCUGUUUUGAAUACCUCAAAAGGCGAUAUAACAGUGGAACUUUACAAGGAAAGUUCUCCUGAGGUUGUUGACGAAUUCAUUGACCUAUGUCAAAAGGGCCACUUCAAGGGGAUGCCUUUUAACCGUGUUAUAAAACACUUUGUGAUUCAAGCAGGGGACAAUCAAAAGGCAGGAGCUACAGAAGAUUGGACUUCAAGAGGAAAGCAUAACAAUCAUCUUGACACAAGUAUGAAACAUGAGGCGUUCAUGCUUGGAACUUCUAAGGGUAAACGUGAUGACAAAGGAUUUAAGCUUUUCAUCACAACUGCACCGAUACCGGAUUUAAAUGAGAAGCUUAUUGUAUUUGGGCAGGUCGUCAAGGGACAGGAAGUUGUUCAGGAAAUUGAGGAGGUGGAUACAGAUGAAAACUAUCAACCUAAAUCUCAUAUCGGGAUCAUCAAGGUGAGUCUGAAGCAGAAAAUCUGAAGGCCGCGGUUCUCAAUUAAGAACAUUUUAGCUCUGCUUCCUUCUCUCCAGAUAACCAUGUUCACAGGCACUAUAGUGCACCUUGGAACUUUCAUCUCGGGUCGCACUGAAGGAUUUAGACCAUGAUACUUCUCUCAGUUUUGUUUUUGUUGCAUAUUAUGGCAGAUAAAGAAAGCUUAUUGAUUCUUUCUACGUAACGUGCUUCUAAGGCUUGAUAUACACUAUUCUAAUUUGUAUUGCAAUUUGGAUGUAAUUUUCCCAUGGGUUGAUGAGAUUAGAGUAGGUUUCUGUGAUUUUGAGAAUGAUGUAUCCGGUAAGAUCAUAAUCUCUCUCUCUCUCUCUCUCUCUCUCUCACGCACACACACACACACAAUUUACUUCAAGACAAAGGUGCUGCUUUGGUUGGAAAUAAUGAAAUCAAAGAUGAUGAUACCCCCCUUUUCUAUUUGCAA